This is a messenger RNA of Aplosporella prunicola CBS 121167, 2286 nucleotides long. RefSeq lists its product as uncharacterized. Gene Ontology annotation, molecular function: protein binding. Gene Ontology annotation, cellular component: nucleus; CAF-1 complex. NCBI's taxonomy places the organism in Eukaryota, Fungi, Ascomycota, Dothideomycetes, Botryosphaeriales, Aplosporellaceae. Bases 1 to 2286 code for a protein of 761 amino acids. The transcript is spliced from 5 exons. Gene Ontology annotation, biological process: DNA replication-dependent chromatin assembly; nucleosome assembly. The record is from RefSeq and is a predicted model, not a curated record.
AUGAAGGCAGCUCCAUUGCUCGUGUCCUGGCACAACGACAACGCCGCCAUCUACUCUGCCCACUUUGAGCCGCACGGAAAGGGCCGCCUGGCGACUGCAGGCGGCGACAACAAUGUCAGACUCUGGAAGAUCGAAGGCGCCGGCGAGGACAGAAAGGUCGUCUACCUCUCGACCCUCGUAAAACACACCCAGGCCGUCAACGUUGUCAGAUGGUGCCCCAGAGGCGAGCUUCUCGGCAGCGCCGGCGACGACGGAAAUGUCUUACUUUGGGUUCCUUCGGAGACGCAGACGCACGGCACAUUCGGCGAGGAGGGAUUGGAGGAUAAGGAGACAUGGCGUGUCAAGCACAUGUGCCGCUCGCUGGGCUCCGAAAUCUACGACAUGGCCUGGUCGCCCGACGGUGCCUUUUUCAUAACCGGCAGCAUGGACAACAUUGCGCGCAUAUACAAUGCUCAGACGGGUCAGAUAGUACGGCAGAUUGCCGAACACAGCCACUACGUACAAGGCGUUGCCUGGGAUCCGCUCAACGAAUUCGUCGCGACGCAGUCCUCCGACCGCUCCGUACACAUCUACACUCUCAAGACCAAGGAUGGGCAAUUCUCUCUGGCUCAACACAGCAAGGUCACAAAGAUGGAUCUGCCAGCUCGCAGGAUAUCCUCCAGCAGCCCCGCGCCCCCAGAUCUGUCAAAUCGAGCAUCUUUCGUGGGAGAUAGUCCGGCGGUGGGCUCAGGCUCUCCUGGUCCUUCUGCGCCUGGGACUCCUGCUUCGCUGGCUCUUCCAAUGAACCCACCUACUACUCACAGCCGCCGGUCGUCUUUUGGGUCAUCGCCAUCUAUGCGCCGAUCCGUGUCUCCGGCGCCCUCUUCCAUGCCUCUGCCAGCCGUAAUGCCUUCAACAUCCCCUCACAUGUCUGCUCUUGGCGCGCGAAAUACCAACAUUUACGCGAACGAGACGUUGACGUCGUUCUUCAGACGUCUUACGUUUGCUCCGGACGGCAGUUUGCUCUUCACGCCUGCGGGUCAAUACAAGACAUCGCAUCCCGUGACAUCAGACGCGGCGAGGAGCGCGGACGACAUUAUCAACACGGUCUACAUCUACACGCGGGCCGGCCUUAACAAGCCUCCGAUUGCGUAUCUGCCCGGCCACAAGAAACCGUCCGUCGCAGUGAGAUGUGCUCCAGUGUAUUACACCCUCCGCCAGACAGCGCCUGUCACAAAACAGAUUACCAUCGACACGGCGUCAGCGGAAGACGAGAUUCUCGCUUUACCGGAGCCGGUAAUGCAGUCCAAGAUGCCCCCAUCAAAUUCUUCCAUGGACCCGCCUCCAAUUACAAGUGCUCCGUCGCCUUCGCAGAGUGCAGCUUCGCCCAGGCCGGACUCGGAAAGUAGAAGAUCGGCAUCACCUUUCCCGUCUGGUCCCCCUGUUGCCUUUAAUCUCCCGUAUCGCAUGGUGUAUGCUGUUGCUACUCAAGACGCUGUUCACAUCUAUGACACGCAGCAACAGAAGCCACUGUGCAUUGUGAGCAAUCUGCACUUUGCUACAUUUACUGAUCUUGCUUGGUCCAAUGACGGUCUCACUCUCCUUAUGACUUCUUCGGAUGGCUUCUGUUCUUGCUUGACCUUUGCAGCGGGCGAACUUGGCCAGGUUCAUCCUGGCCCUGCCCCCCCAAAGCAACAACCUACCAGCAUCAACACAACCACCACGCCGUCGACCCAGUCCACACCUACUCCAACUCCCACUCAAGCUACCAUGCCCACGCAUGCCAGGCAGUCCUCUACCUCUUCGAACAAGGAGUCAAAUAACGGCACUGGAAGCAACAACACGUUCCCGGCAUCUCCAUCAUCCUUCGCCCCGGCUCCCGGUCCAGUCCGCCCAGCCAGUCCCGCACGCUCCAUGUCCACGUCGUCGAUCGCAUCAUCCUUCGCCCCAGGCCCCGACCCUACUGUUCCGCUCAACAACCAAAUCCCGACCGUCAGUGCCGUGCCCAGCGUGGCCGCAGCGAACAGUGCGGUUCCGAUGUGGACACCUCCGCACACGCCGAUGCCGGGCAACCAGAGCGCGGCGAGCAGCGUCAACGGAGCGGCACCGGGCGCGCGGAGGGAAAGCGAGAGCGAGGCGGAGAAGGAGAAAGACAGCAAGAAGCGGGAGGGUGAAGAGGGCGCGGAUGGAGCCAAACAGCCUGAGCCGAAGAGACGGCGGAUCCAGCCUACGCUUGUGAGGAGCAUUGAGGGGGGUGAUGUGGGGGGACCACCGCCUCCGCCUCCACCAUCGGCGGGUAUGUCGUAA